AGCCGAUCUAAAUGAAGUACACAUCUUCUCUAAUCGAACAUAAAUUAUUGACAAAUUGACAUAAUCAACCCAAAUAUCAAAAUACUAACAGGUAACAAUGUGCGUGUAAAUUGUAAAUACACAAACAAUUAAAGUGUUAAUGUAGCGAUGUUCUAAGGUAAUUAUUAUUUACCAAUUAAAACAUUGUCUUAAAGGAAACAUUCGGAACCACCUUGUAAAUUGUAAAUUAUUUAAGACGCUUUUUCAUUAGAAAAAGUAGGUAACUAUGUCGCGCCAAGUCGACUCUUCUAUUUCUAAGCUUUUGGAUGGCCAAGGCCUUGAAGGCGAUGAGAAUGAUUUUUGUGACUUUACCAUAGCCGAUCAAAAUUCUGUUGCUGAAUCCCAAGGUAUAACACCAACAACACCUUCAAACUUUAAACCUGUGCUAGGUGGCAACGUAACAUACGUUGUCGCUUGUGUGAUAAUCAAUGAUCGAGAGGAAUUGCUUUUGAUGCAAGAAGCGAAAGAAAGUUGUGCUGGAAAAUGGUAUCUCCCUGCAGGCAGAAUGGAGAAAGGUGAGACGAUUGUACAAGCUGCUGCUAGGGAAGUGCUGGAAGAAACUGGCUUGCACUUUAGGGCCGAUACUUUAUUAGUUGUUGAAACAGCUGGUGGCACAUGGUUUAGAUUUGUAUUAACAGGCAAAAUUAUUGGAGGUGAGCUCAAAACUCCUGCAAAAGCAGACAAAGAAUCUCUACAAGCAAAGUGGAUUUUCAAUUUGCAAGAAAUAUCCCUAAGAGCAAAUGAUAUAUUGCAUCUCAUUGACAAAGCAAAGUUGUACAAGCAAAGUCAUCCUGGAGUGUCAUGGCAUAAAAAUAUUCUGCCAGCACCAGUUCCACAUCUAAAAGAUUUGAUGAGAUUGAUAGUGUUAAUAAAAAAGAGAAGUACAAAUAGAUUACAUGUAUUAUUGAGUGAGAAAACAACUUUACAUUUUCCCACAUGUGAGAUAAAUCCAGCAAAAAGUAUGCACUCAACUUUGAGAAGAUUUAUGGUAGAGAUGUUUGGUGCUGAUGUUGCUCAACACAGACCUUUAGGCCUCCUUAAUGUUGAAGCUGACCCUUCAGCAGAUGGUUGCUGCUUAUCUUUGCUAGUUGUUUUCAGGCCUCCCUUAGAGGAAGUACCUUUGAUUGGUAAAUGUGCAUGGCAUGAAUUAUCUGAAGAUGUCCAUAAAGAGUUGUUACCUAUUGUAUUUUCAAAAAAUUCAACAAUUGAGUUGCAUGUUGUGCGUUAAAGCUUUAACUAUAUUAUUUAACAUUGCCAUUGAAGUGGAGACUCAAAUAUUAACUUAGACUUAACUCUCUUGUUAAAUUUUAAAAAUUAUAACCACUUAUACCUGAAUUAUGUAAUCUCACUAAUAUUUUAUUGUAGUGUGUAACACUAUUUUUUUUUAUUACUUAUGUUAUAUAUACUAACCUGAAAAAUGACAUUCCAAUUUUAUAUACUCAAAAGGAUUUUUGGUGAAGGUGUAUUUAUAUUUUAUUUUGUAACAUAGAAUUAUUUUUGUUAUUUUUCACUAAUUUAAGAUUAUUGUGACAUUUUACAAUACUAUGGCCUAAUUAUUAUUACUUAAUUGAAUUGAAUGUUUUAAAAGUAUUAUAAUUUAAUUAAUAAUAACAUUAUUAAUGUAAUUCAAUAAAAAUUACAUUGUAUAAUAGCUAUUUCUGUUCAAAUUUGACAAAUUUUGUUUUUUAAGUUUUAAAUUAAGUUAAAACUUUUUAUGAUUAGUGAUAACACUAAGUAUUUUGCAGCU
This is a messenger RNA of Nymphalis io (European peacock), 1786 nucleotides long. RefSeq names its product 8-oxo-dGDP phosphatase NUDT18. Lineage: Eukaryota; Metazoa; Arthropoda; Insecta; Lepidoptera; Nymphalidae. Gene Ontology annotation, molecular function: 8-oxo-GDP phosphatase activity; 8-oxo-dGDP phosphatase activity; magnesium ion binding. The transcript has a single exon. Bases 266 to 1267 code for a protein of 333 amino acids. The record is from RefSeq and is a predicted model, not a curated record.